AUGGCCGACCUUCCUACCUUCAUCUCUUCCUGUAUCGCCCCCGACAGCGCUGGCCAGAACGCCUUCCUGUUCGGCGUCCCCAAACCCGGCACACUCGAAGCACAUCUCAUCAACCUCUCCGAUCCCCUCGCCCCCACUUCAAAACUCGUCUCUUCAACCUCCACUUCCACCGAGGCUAGUUGGGAUGCCAGUUCCAGUCUAGGCUGCUAUCCAUACUUAGGCGACACUCCUUCCUCUCAACCCUCUCCUCCCCCCGCCACCAACACAACCGCCCCUGCACUUACACCUGUCCCUUCUUUUCCUCCGUCCAUUACAAUCGUCCAGUUCGGGAACGGUGUCCAGACACAAUUCUACCCCAAUGGCACCUGGGUAACCUUUGAGACGACCACCGAAGCAGCCUCGAACUUUUUGACUCCCAAGAUGUUCAGUCCUGUGGGUUCAACAAAUGGUUGGAAUUGGUUCGUAGCCAGGGCUGGAGGUCAACCCAAGACAUGGCAGUACCUCCGCAUUGGAAGCAGGAGUGAGGCAGGAUCAAAAGAUCUGACCAUUGUGGGCUCUGAACCGCUCCUGACGGUGGGCGCCAUCGCUCCAGACGCAAACAACUACGGCAACGGUCUCCUCUUCUAUAUCGACCAGUCUGGAUCCACAGGAUCAAUAUACCGCGCAACAGGCAACAAGCGACCAGACAGGAACCUGACAACAACUGAUACACUGGUAACCCUCGGCAAGCCCAGCCCGCUAAACAUGAACAACAAUACUCUCACAGUCGAUGCUGUCCCAGUGACCACGGCCUUUGCUGCCUUUAUUUUGGACAAGAGUGAACAAGGAGUCGUUUCGGUGUACUCGAUCGACCCCCGCAUCCCCACUCUCACCCUCACUCGGACACCCGUCAAAGGAUUUUCGCCUCUCUUCCAUGUCACCCAAUCCUUCACCAGUCUGAACAGCAGGAUUGUCGUCUAUGGGGGAGCAGUGCCAAAUGCCAUCCACAUCUUCGACGUGAUCUCGGGAACAUGGACGGGACCUGCCCUUGUCGAUCCUUCAGCAGCGACCACAGUGCCUUCCCAAGGUCUGAGCAUGGGAAUCAUCGGAGGAAUUGCGGCAGCAGCUGUUGUUAUUUUGCUUGUGGUAGGACUGGCUAUCUGGCGGAUACGACGACGUCGCAGUAGGAGAACUACACAGACAAGGUCACCCACCGACGAUAUUCCAUUCAACGAUGAUGUAAAGGUCCCAGUCAAGGAGGAUACUAUUGACCUUCUAACAAUGGACAACAAGAACCGGCCUCGAUUCCACGAUCGCGGACAGGCCUCAGAAAGCGCCCUCACACCUUCAAUGGCACCAUCGUCAAUGCCAGGAACACUUAUCGGCGAGCACAAGAAGAGAAGCAGUAAUCAACAACGGAGACCAGGAGGAGUGUCGAGACAUGCCAGUGGCUACUCGCUGCGAUCAGAAGGAAGCUCAAGUCGAGUCUCCCUCUACCCUGCCAACUCGACCGUCUAUCUUGCUGGACCUGCUACUGUCAUUCCACCCAACCCUACAAUACCCUCAGCUUUUUCAACAGCCAACCUCCAGAAGCUCCAAAACGCGGCAGCGGUCUACAGGUCGACGAGUGCUCCCGGAACGCCUAAUCCACGAUCAGCCGAUCCACCAAGUCGAAAGGGAUCCAUAUACAAAUUUUCCGUCCCAAACGACUAUGACGAUCGACAGCCGCUUCACCACCACGAGUCUUCAGAGGAGCAGCAAGCAUACCUCCAAAUGUCUUCAAAGUCGACACCUAACGGUUCACCUGCGAGUAUUACUGGAUCGCGGCCACUUGAGACAGCCUCCUCAGCAACACUUGGUAACAGCAGUUAUGGUCACAGUCAUAGCCGGAGUCAAUCGCGGAGCGAUACAUCUGUCAGCUACCCUCGCCCUUCGUUCUCAUCCUCAUCUCAGCCAGCAUCCCCAAAGCAACCUAGACCAUCGACUUCGACAAUAGACAGCGAUCAUCAAUCCCAGCAAUCCCAUCUGAACCAACAGCAGCAAUCCAAUCCUUCCAGUCGUGCGGCUUCUCGGCCACGAAAAAAGAGAACGGAUGGUCCCGCGCCGCACAAAUCACCUACUAGUCCGACAUUCCCCAAGGAGUCCUCACCCUCAUCUUCACAGAGAUACGCCGACCAUCGUGACUAUGGCUCCUACAAGAUUGAAUACCGAGACCCAUUUUUCCUCCUCCAACAACAACAACAGCAACAACUCCAACAACUUCAGCACCAGCACGGUUACUCUAACCCAGCAUCACCUACAUCCCCCACAUCUCCAUACGCACCCGCUGCUGGAUCUUCUAGGCUUGUAGCGGCUACAACAACCACCCACUCUCCAUCGCCGGUCCCAUCAGAGACCGACACCCACUUUGCCGGUGACUUUCCCAUGCCACCCAAGAUGGUUGCAAUGAAACCACAACGGAAUCGCUCUGCUCCAGCUUCACCUACGUCGCCUUCUAGUCAACUUGCUGCUCUGGCUCCAUCAAGACCAACUCGUCGACAGCAACAACCGCGACAAGAUGAACAGUACCACCAGUAUCAACAGCAGGUGCCGAGUCGGUAUGACGAUGUACAGGCGAUGGUAGGGUCUCCGGGCACGAUGAGUCCAGUGACGCCUAAACUGGUUUCCUUGCCCCGUCCUAUCCCUCGUGAACGUGAGCGGGAGCGCGAGCGUAACCGCAAUCGUGAUCACACAUAA
This is a messenger RNA of Linnemannia hyalina, 2715 nucleotides long. The record is from the annotation of a GenBank genome assembly. Lineage: Eukaryota; Fungi; Mortierellomycota; Mortierellomycetes; Mortierellales; Mortierellaceae.